Hyaloscypha bicolor E is the source of this 3462-nucleotide messenger RNA. Its product is annotated as P-type cation exchange, alpha subunit of ATPase. NCBI's taxonomy places the organism in Eukaryota, Fungi, Ascomycota, Leotiomycetes, Helotiales, Hyaloscyphaceae. Gene Ontology annotation, biological process: sodium ion export across plasma membrane; proton transmembrane transport; intracellular sodium ion homeostasis. The record is from RefSeq and is a predicted model, not a curated record. Gene Ontology annotation, molecular function: ATP binding; P-type sodium:potassium-exchanging transporter activity; ATP hydrolysis activity. The coding region runs from base 1 to 3462 and encodes 1153 amino acids. Gene Ontology annotation, cellular component: membrane. The transcript has 4 exons.
AUGGUUCAGACUACCACCCACCUCGGUGGCGACCACAGGAUUCAGUUCAUCCCAACCGUGAAGCCAGAAAGGGAACCCAGGGCCGGUGCCAGAGAUGAUGGCUCAGCGUUUGUUCCUCCGUCGCGGCGAUCUCAAUCCGUGGGCUCCCUCACACAGCGACGACAAUCUGGUGUUUCUCUUCCUCCCGUGAUCUCUGAAAAGCAGAAGGCUCGUCGUGAGCAGGAAAAGGAAGAGGAAAAGAAGCAUGUGGAUAUCAACGAGCAUCUUAUGCCUCACCUGGAAGUGGCCGAGAAGUACCACACAAGAAUCAACAUGGCAAAACCUGGAGAUUCACUGGGCUUGACAUCCGAACAAGCUGCGCAACUGCUUACUGAGUAUGGUCCCAAUAUUUUGACCCCUCCUUCAAAGAGACAUUGGAUCCUCAAGUUUUGGGACUGUUUGAAAUCUCUAUUCAACUUGCUUUUGAUUUUCGCCGGUAUUCUGGAGUACAUUUUGCUUGGUAUCAACUUCCAUGAAAACUUCCAAAAUACUUACCUGGGUGCCAUUCUAAUUGCGGUUGCCUUCAUCAAUGCCUUCAUUGAAUUUUACCAGCAACAAAAGUCUCAAGCACUUUUGGAGUCAUUCCUUAACAUGAUUCCAGCCAAGUGCAUGUGCAUCCGCGAUGGCAAGCUGGCUCAGAUCGAAGCUGCUACUUUGGUACCAGGUGACGUUGUUUAUGUCCACAUGGGCGAUAAGACUGCGGCCGAUCUUCUGGUAUUUUCUGCUUCGGACUGCAAAGUCGACAACUCCUCCUUGACUGGUGAAUCCGAACCGCAGGAACGCACCAAGGACAACGAUAUGAUGAAUCCAUUGGAAGCUUCCAACCUCAUGUUCAAUAGUACCUUGGCGAUCUCUGGUGAAGCUUAUGGAAUCGUUAUUCGCACUGGAGACAGUACAGUCCUUGGCCAAAUUGCAUAUCUAACAGCUGGCGAAGACAAGAUGAUCUCUCCUUUAACACGUGAAAUCGACAAUUUUGUCAAGCUUAUUGCAACCAUCGCCAUCAUUACAGCUCUAGUCUUCUUCGGCGUGGCAUUCCCAGUCAACAACAACAAUGUAACCCUAGCAAUCAAUUUCGCAAUCGGAAUUUUUGUUGCUUGGGUGCCUGAAGGCCUCCCUGCCACAGUCACGAUGCUCUUGACUAUUGCUGCAAAGAGAAUGGCUACUCAGAAUGUCUUGGUCAAAGAUUUGAAGGGCGUGGAAACUUUGGGUGCUAUCACGCUCCUGGCUACCGACAAGACCGGCACUUUGACAAGGAACCAGAUGACCACGACCAAUAUUUGGACCUGUGGCGAGCUUUACGAAGCCUCUGAUCGUGCUGGUGCCGAAAAAGACAUAGCCACCAUAGACCAUGCGGGUGUGCUCGAAAUUCUGCUUAUCUCUGCCCUCUGUUCUAAAGCAAAAUUCGAUCGGGUUGACGUUCCUAUGAAGGAGCGACAGAUUAUGGGGGAUGCCACCGAAACAGGACUUAUUCGCUACGCCGCCGGACAGCUGAGAGACUACGACAACCUCGCCAACCUUUACCCGAAAGUCUUCGAACUCCCUUUCAACUCCGAAACCAAAUGGCAUAUGAGCAUCCACAAAAAGCCGCACGCCAACGGCUACCUCACCCUGUUCAUCAAAGGCGCCCCGGAACGUGUCUGGAAGCUCUGCAACCGCAUGCUUACCGGCACGGAUGGCGAAUGCGCUCCCAUGUCUCUCGCCUACAAAACCGCCUACGAUGAGACUUACGAGCACAUGGCGUCUCGUGGCCAUCGUGUGCUCGGCUUUGCUGAGAUGCUUUUGCCGGGCGAUAAGUAUCCCGAGGACUUUGUCUUUGACAAGAAGGAGAAGAACUAUCCAUUGGGUGACUUCAUUUUCGUUGGACUUGCAAGUUUGCAGGAUCCGCCGAAACAUGGAGUCAGAGAGGCGAUUGGGAAGUGCAGAGCUGCUGGGAUCAAGGUGAUUAUGGUUACUGGUGAUCAUCCUUUAACUGCUGAAGCUAUUGGCCGCAAAAUCAACUUGAUGCUCAGCGAAACCAAGGCCAUGGUAGCUAAGCGAAGAGGUAAGCCCAUUGAGGAGAUCCAGGAAAACGAAUUCAAGGCCAUUGUGGUUCAUGGCGAGCAAGUUGACACUUUAACCGACACUGAAUGGGACAACAUCUUUUGGAAGGAUGAGAUUAUCUUUGCUCGUACAUCCCCCAAGCACAAGCUGGAAAUUGUCCGCCGAGGGCAGUCAAUGGGCCAUAUUGUCGGCGUAACUGGUGACGGUGUCAACGAUUCGCCCGCUUUGAAGAAGGCUGAUCUGGGUAUUGCCAUGAACAUCUCCGGCUCCGAUGUCUCCAAAGAAGCAGCUUCCAUGAUCCUAUUGGACGACAACUUCGCAAGCACCGUGCGUGGUAUCGAAGAAGGGCGUCUCAUCUUCAUCAACCUCAAAAAGUCGAUCCAGUACACCAUCACCCACAUCUUUCCCGAGGUUGUCCCCAAUUUACUCUACGUCAUUGUGCCCAUUCCACUUCCUCUCUCAGCCAUCUUGAUUCUAGUUAUUGAUCUUGGCUUCGAACUUAUCGCUGCUUUGUCUUUUGCUUGGGAUCCACCUGAGACUGAAGAUGGCCUGAUGAAAGUACCGCCGCGAAAGCCAGUCACACUAGAAACCUGCAAUAUCUUCCGUGCUCGCGCUCUACGCCAAAAUAGAUCACGUUUCGAUGAAGAGGCAGGUCUCAUCGUCCCUCUUGAAGAUCAAUCCAAAAUCCAGCAAUGGAUCUGGGGCAUUCGACAGUUUUUCACAAAGUCUUAUUGGGCGGACAAGUUUGAGAAUACAGGCGCUGAAGUGCUGGUCGAUGGCCCCGUCCUCUCCUGGGCUUACCUCGAAAUCGGUGUUAUCGAAUCGAUUGGGUCUUUGGUGGCAUUCUUCGUGGUUAUGAAUAAGCGUGGCAUUACUCCUUACGAUGCACAUAUCAUGCAGAAGGGCAACGGACCUCCAACGAACUAUUUCAAUAGCGAUGCGCAGACGUAUAAUGGUAUCGAUGGCCGCACCCAAGCUGAUAUCUUGGCUGAAGCGCAGUCGAUGUACUACUGGUCCAUAAUGACCAUGCAAAUGUUCAACCUCUUCGCCUGCAAGACCCGCUUCACUCUCCCAUUCGGCAAAUACAUGUUCGCGAACCGCGCGACCUUCUACUGCAUCCUGGCCGGCGCCUCGCUCGCUGCAUUCGUCAUCUACACGCCUGGCGUCGAAGUCGUGUUCAAGACUUCGAGAUCUUUGAGUCCCCUGUAUUGGUUGAUCCCGAUGGCGUUUGGGUUUGUGGUUAUUGCGUAUGCGAGUCUGAGGUUGAUCGUCAGGAGGAGAGUAAAGCCGAUUAAGUGGAAUCCGGAUAUUCAAGGAUUGCAGAUGUACCCUACGAUUCGCACUUUUAGGAGUAUGUCGAGGAGGAGUAGUAGGAGUCUUUGA